AUGACACAGAGAGCGGAGACAGAACAGGUUUGCGGUCUCCUAAUGGCUCCAGCUAAUGCACUGGAUCCACUUAGCGCAAUCUUUUAUCUCCAAGGUGCAGGUUGUCACUGGACAGCGGUACUGUUCUUCAGGACUGGAGACACGUUAGCAUUUACAGAAGAUACAAAAGCCUUCCGCAAUCCUGCGCAGAUCGGGAUAUUGAUAUACGGAGGCAAAGCAAAGCUGACCUCGAAGAAGAAGGAGGUUGAAGGAUACUCUGCCCGAUUACGGUGUUGUCGUUCCAUCUGCGGAGACUGGAGGAAGACAAUAAGGAUAUACGAGUACUGUAUUGUACCUCACACUUACCUUGACUCAUCCAAGGUUAAACUCCAUGGAGGGAAGAGUGAAGCGAGGAAUCGGAGAGAAUAA
This is a messenger RNA of Nezara viridula (southern green stink bug), 408 nucleotides long. The record is from the annotation of a GenBank genome assembly. Lineage: Eukaryota; Metazoa; Arthropoda; Insecta; Hemiptera; Pentatomidae.